Molecule: messenger RNA, 1392 nt
Organism: Thecamonas trahens ATCC 50062
Lineage: Eukaryota; Apusomonadida; Apusomonadidae
Product: phosphatase
Exons: 1
Coding region: 1-1392 (463 amino acids)
Biological process (GO): protein dephosphorylation
Molecular function (GO): protein serine/threonine phosphatase activity
Source: RefSeq, a predicted model, not a curated record
AUGGCAACGCCUCCCUCGAACGGCAGCGGGCGGACUCGCGCAGCAGCCGGCACUGACAGCAGCAGCAGCAGCCCUCCGCCGGCGGCGGCUGUGCCCAAGUGGCACUACUCGCUCGCCUCGUCCUACGUCUUCUCCAUGGUCUCGUCGUCAGACGGGUCGCGGGUGGUCACCCCGCCGCCGGCGGCUCCCGUCGCUGUGGCCUCGAUUCACACUGCGACGUUUGCCUCCAACGCACCGAGCGAGGAUACCUCGGCGGUGGCGCUGGGAUCAAGCCAUGCGCUCGUCGGCGUCUUUGAUGGCCACUCGGGCCAGCGCGCCUCGGCCUUUGCCCGUGAUCACCUCUUCGCCUUUAUCGCCGCCUCGCUGGGCGACGGCCCAGCCUCGCUCGCCCUCCGCCACGGCUGCAAGCACAACGAGCUUGCGGCGGCGCUCGCCCGUGGCUUCCGCUGGGCAGAUGCCGCCUAUCUUGGCGAUGCUGCUGCCGCCCGCGGAGACCUUACUCCGGCGGAUGGCCUGCCAGGCGCCUGCUUGCUGGUCUCGUACCUCGCCGGCCGCGAUCUGUACGUGGCGUCUGCCGGUGACUGCCGGGCGGUCCUGGGCUCGACUGCUGCACCGGCGCGGCUUCCGGUCCGCCGGUGGGACGUGCCACCGGCGGUGGUGGCCGAAGCGCUCGACGGCGCCGCCGCCGGUCCGCCGGGCCUGGUGCUUGCGGCGCGGGAGCUUCGCGCAACGCGGUUUGCCACACCGCUCUCGCUGGACCACCACGGCGAGGAGCCGAGCGAGGUGGUGCGGAUCCGGGCCGAGCACGCCGGCGAGUUUGACGCCAUCUUCCGCGGGCGGGUCAAGGGCCGGCUGCAGCCGACCCGUGGGCUAGGCGACGGCAAGUACAAGUUCCGGGCGUUCAACAAGGCGUCGUCUGCAUCGCGGCGGAUCCCAAACCCGUACACGCCGCCAUACACGACGGCCGAGCCUGCAGUGUACCAUGCACAGCUGACGUCGUCGGACGCGUUUGUAGUCCUCGGCUGCGACGGCCUGUGGGACAUGUUCACCUCGGCCGAAGUUGUCGACAUGGUCUUUGAGUGGAUGGACGCGCCCGGCCCGUACACCAACUGUGCCGACUACCUCGUGGCCCGCGUCCUCGACAAAGCUGCUCGUCCGUUUGUCCUCUUUGCCGGUGCCGACGAGCCCAUCAAGGCUCUCGUCUCCCAACCAGCCCGCAAGCGCCGGCGGAUGUACGACGACACCACCGUCGCCGUCGUAUUCCUCGACACCGACAAGCUUGCCGCCGCCGCCACCAUCGACCUCUGGGGCGGUUACACCCUUGUCUCUGCCACGCUCCGCUCCGACGCCCGUGCCUGGGCCAUCCGCGGCGAGGAAGAUCUCGCCCGAUAA